Molecule: messenger RNA, 2406 nt
Organism: Sycon ciliatum
Lineage: Eukaryota; Metazoa; Porifera; Calcarea; Leucosolenida; Sycettidae
Exons: 8
Coding region: 383-1054 (223 amino acids)
Source: RefSeq, a predicted model, not a curated record
CCAAACCGUGGUUGUCUAGUCUUUUUUGAAGUUUUUUCUCUCUCUAGCUCUGUAAGUUUCUAUAUGCAUAGCAAGUGCACUGGCGUCGAGUUGAGGCUGCCGCAGCAGCUGGCUAGCUGCGAUCUAAACAGGAGGUUGUUUGUUACAUUCGUUGCAGCAAUGUUCGUGCUACUGUUGUCUAUCUUGUGAUCUCUUUCACGCACUCAAGUAUUAGUUAGCGAGCUAGUGUAGUAUCAGUUCCUUCCAUUCCCCCAGACUCACAGCCAAGAGCAGUAGAGGAGCAGAGCUGUGAUUGCGCUGUUAGCGAAAAGUGCAGUAAUACUGAUCGUGUUGGUGGCGGUACUCCGGGAACUCUGCUGCUGUGACCACCACUAUCGCCAUCAUGUCGGGUGAUGCCAACAGCUUAGUGAAUCACCUCGCCCAGUCAAUGCGGUACGCGACACCUUGUGAAGAGUCGACAAAUCCUCAGGGCCUGCCAUCAUCGUACCUACAGAAACAGCCGGAGCAGCAGCAGAAGCAGCAGCAGCCGCCAUACCAACUAACUGUGGAGAGCGACAGAAGUGUUGACAGUGUCUCGGUGGGAGUGUCCACGCCGGUACGGGAUACCCGAGGCCACGAUGAACGGCAACCAUCUGUUACCUUGGCUGACCAAACAUUGCAAUCGUCCGUGGUGAAGGCGCCAGUUCGGAAAACCAGCAUCAAGAACGGGGAUCGGUACCUGAACCGGAUCGUUGACUUGUAUGACUUUGGGGAUGCAGUGGCAGAUUGCCUGACAGAUGAGCACUGCCGCAGACUGGCAAAGUAUUGUGUGAAAAUGCGCGACAAGGAGGCCGUGGAUAACUUUGAGGCUAUUGUGACACGCUUCAUGAGUCGACAUCGUCGUGGGCGAGCUGAAAUCAACAACGUCACUGGCAUUAUCUUCUACCUUCUCGCUGGAAAUGAGCAGCCAACAUGCUGCCAGUUCCGCAACAUUGUCCUGGAGAUCAGCGACGACAAGGUUGUGGGAAAAGUGGAAAAGAUUAUCGAAAAAUUGAAGGACGAUGACUUCUCCUAGCGAGUGCAAGUGCCACCCGUCAUCCCACCGUGUAGCCCAUCGCUCACUCUGUACUUGCAGCCAAUCGGCUCGCUGCCUACUUGCAGCCAAUCAGCCCGCUGCCUGCUCGCAGCCAAUACGGUAACUCCGUACUCGCAGCCGAUCAUCAGCAGCCCCAUGCACAGUAUGUUGAUCUGAGGAGCGCUUCUUGACUUGAGCAGCUGAAUUGGAUGCUUUUCAGGGCACGCAUACGGCAUAGCGGCCUGUCGUCGCUCAGUGACGGGCUCACACAGGUCCAAAUCACUGCUACACGGAAUGCCAGCUGCAGUAUGCAUGCUUCAAAGCGUAGGUUGAGGAUAUUGAAAGUUCUAGUUAUUUUUUUAAAUCAUCAUAUUGCUUGCGUUCAAUAGAGCAUUUAGUUGUCGCUUCUCCCUUGGCUAUCUGAUGUAUGUUACUAGCGCUUUGCCAUGCUCGUGCCGUUCUGCCUCCACUUUCUUUCUAUUUUGCUUGUGAAAACUUGUGGCUGCCGGUCAGUACGCGGGGAUGCAGCACUGGGCAAUCAUGGUGCAUGGCGGUUCGUUGCAUGACUGCCAUUUUUUUUUUGCUUCGCCUUGUUAUUCCACUCACCUGCGACCGCGGCUUAGGAGCUGUAUCUGCGGCAUGAUCCUAAAGGGUGGUGGCGUUCCCACGGCGGAUGCGGAAACUCGGCCUCCAGACGAGCCUCAAACGAACCGUUAAUUUUUUUAGCCUACUGCGUGUGUGUGUGCGUGAGAGGGAAAGAGUGCGUUUCCAUGGUGAUCUAGGAUAGGCUACACGGUAACCACGGCAGCUGGUAAAGUGGUCACUUGUAUCACCUAUCUACUGAAUAGCCUGUGCUCCGAGGAACGUAGGGGCCGACGUGUUUAUGCUGCUAUUUCCAAAUAUCUUCUAAUAUUAUUUUGGCAAGAAAAGACUGGACUCUUGUUCUGUUUCUUAGACCCAGCUGCCUCCAGAUGGAUGGAUUUUUUUCCCACCGUGAUUCCUAGUGUUUUCUUUCACAUUGCAUCGUAUUGUAGCGCCCCAUUCCAGCAUCUUUUUAGCCAUCCUUGACUCCCCUCCUCCCCCCCCCCCUCCUCCCCUCCUUGACUAAUGAUGAUACCUAGACGCGGGGAAGCCCGGGCCGGGGGACGGUAUUACAACGACGGUCCACCCUGCAGCUGUGUGUCCCUAGUACACGUGUGCAUAUUUAUAUUCAUUACUGUCGGUCGCCAAAGAACUAGGGGGUCAGCCUCCUAGCCUAGGCCGUUCUUAUUUUCAUGUAUUACAUUCUAGUAUUAGUAUGCAUAGUUGAGUCACCGUGUAUACAUUGGUAUGCUGUGAUUGGUGAAGUUCUA